UGGUUUGAAAAGGUGAGAAUAUGGUAUGCUCGCCAAUUAGACUAACAGAGAAAUAGUUUAUGACUGUAAUAUUUAAUUCACUGAGUCCAAAUUUAGAUUGCUAUUAAUUAUUUUAUUGCUACGAAUAACCUCUUUGCAUGCCUAAAGGCCUUCUAUUUAUAGAGUGAAGCUAAGGUUGUCUAGUUUAUUUUAAGGAUAAGAAAUUAGAAUAACAUUAACUCUCACAAAACUUCACAUGUUUAAAAGCAAUGAACACUUGAUACACUUCUUUCCAAGGAAGGAUGCAACUUCCAUGAUUAGCAAGUAGUUAAUAUUUUUUCCAAUGAAAAAACAGUAAUUUAGAGAGCAACAUCAAGAAGUAAUAUCUAGUUUUUCAGUCAUGAAUGUAAAAAAAAAAAUGAGAAAAAUAUCAGGCUACUCGAAAUGUUGUUUAAGGAAAAUAUUCUUGGUAAUACAAAAAGUAAAACUCCUUUAGAGUAAGCAUUUGCAGUUGUUUCCAGUGAUCUAGUGUAUGGGUCUAACAAUUGAUAAACAGACAAUGGAAGAAAAUUUUGCUGCUACUUAGCCUUUUCAUUGCCAUGUAGCGUAGCAGGGAUGUCUCUGCUGCUGCUCAGUGUACCAGCCAUGCUGUUAUGUUCCCCUGUGAUCCAUGGAGAACAUCCACACUUCAGUCAGACCGUGUCACCUCAGCACAGUGUAUUAUCAGCAGUGAUAUAGCAAAUCAGGCUCUCAAAGAGCGUAUAGACCCCUGACAAUGUGCCCAGCACUCGUGCUGUGCUGUUUGACUUUCACUCUACCCUGUCACAGUCACUUGCUGCCUUACUGACUUUCUCAUUUUAUAAUAUGUUUGUGGGAUAAGAUAAUUUGAAAACAGUACACACAACUAUUCUGAAACACUGCUCGUCUGAGACCUUACUGGUUAAAUCUGUGUUCAAGAAGAUCUUCGUGUUGCCUGUGACAUAAUCAGUCAGGGGGGUAUAGCAAAGCAGGAGAUAGCUGCCACAUGGGUAUGGAAAUUAUAUGACCAGAGAAAAGUUUCUGUGAUGGCCUCUAAACUAAUUUAUUCCUCUUACCUUUUGGAGAGAAAGGGGUGAUAGAAAGGCAACACAUUUUUUCUGAAAAUAAAUAGAUUUUAUCACUAGACAACUAUAAUGCUCAGUGCUCCUAACUGUUCUUGGAAUCACGGAUGUUGGAGGGUAUUGAUCAUCUCACAGGACUAAACCAUAUGUGAACAGUAUUAUAGGGAUACUGUAAUAUACUAAACCAGACUUAUUUUCAGAGAGUUUGCAAUGUGAGGCUCUGAUGUAAGGCCUGUAUAAGUCUUCAGGGGCCUUUUUGCUUCAGGCUCUAGGGUAAAUAUGUUACAAUUUUUUCCUUAAUAAAUUAUCUUAUUAAUAAUAACCGUUAUCUUUAUAAUAAAUUAACUGUUCGUUUUCAUUAGGAGCACCUCUUAGCUGCCAGUGAAAUGUUAAUGAAUUCUAAAAUGUACUUUCCUUUUAGUUGAUGGGAGGCUGAGGUUGUAGGUAUGUUUAUUGAGAUAUACUUCUAAAACUGCUAGUCCAAGAGAGAUUUUAUCUUUGCUGUCUAAAGGGUUUGUGAGUCUUCAGAACAGUGUGUAUUUGUGGAUUAAAUGAUGGAAGCUUUCAAGUAUCAUCACAAUUAGAAAAGUGCUUAUGAAAAUGAGAGGAUAAAUACAUAAAAAACCCUUGACUCAGAAUUCUCCUGCCUGUCAAUAGAGCGCAUAGCCCAUGAGAGAUGAGGGAGAGCGGUGUAUGUAUGUCCACACUGUGAUGGCCAGUUCAUCAGUCUAACUUACAUGUUAAAUCUUUUGGACUGUUGUGCUGCAGCCUUGAUUAGAGACACAAUAGGAAGGAAAAGAGAACCUUUCAGAAAAGCAUUGUCUCUUAUGAAUAAUAUAAAUCUCUGUUCUUCUAAGUCCCAAAUGAAAAUGUUUCUGUGAACAUCCCUUUAUUCAUGGACUCCUUUUUUUUGUGUGUUCAGAGAUGACACUCAAGACCAAAGUUGUAUAUUUUUUCCUUCAGAGAAAAUGGGAUUGAAGUGCACUUUUUUUUCUACUUUCCUUCAGAUUUCCUUCCUUGCAGUUAAAAAUCAGACCAUGGUUCCAGUACAUAUUGAAAGCGGUGGGAAACCGUAUUAUGUGGGAAUCGGAAUCCAAGAGUUUCUGAGUCAAUCUGACUGUCAAGUGUUUGAGCUUCAAGAACCUGUGAACCUGACAUGUGCUUUGGAGGAAACUGAUCAUAGAGGGUGGUUUCCACUGCACAAGGCUGCAGCUUGGCCAAUUCCACAGAUACUUGCAGUCAUUUUAGAUGCCUCUUAUGAAACAAUGUUGGAAUACAAAACAUGCAAUGGAGAAACAGCAUUAGGCUUGACAGCAAAAGCUGGCUUUGUGGAAAAUGUGUGAAUGUUACUGGAAAACAGUGUUUAUCCCAAUACCUCAAAUUACAAAGGAGAAACUCCACUUCUUAUUGGUAAUUGCCUCCUCUCUCUGGGUUUAAGCAACGUGAAUGGCAGCACUUCCUCUCUGUUACGUACUCAUCCCAGUACUCCCCUUGGCUUGCAUGGUUUAGAUGCUGCUACAAAUCACUUUGGAUAUAGGUUCUGUAUCCUCCUUCAGUGUGGAGAUGUCCAGGCCUUAGCAGAUGAUCAUGCAUCAGUACUGUUUAAAGUAGCUGGAGGAGGUAAUCCAGACUGCAUAGCCCUUCUUUUGGAAUAUGGAGGAAGGGGUAAUGUGCAUAAUGAGGCCAGACUGCUUCCCAUACACAAAGUGUCUAUCGUUGUUCCUUGAUUGAAACAUUUAGCAGAAAAAGUGGUUUGUGUUUUUAUAGAUUGCAUGGAUUAUGUUCCUUCAUGCAUAAGAAUGAAGUUUUUUCUAGAAACAGAGGAAGAAGGGACAGAGAUACAUCAGAUUUUAGAUAAUCCUUUCUUUUUGGAACAUCUGUGUCGUCUGAAAAUAUGUAAAGUCAUGGGGUUAAAGAGACCCCAGAAACUGUCAUCCAUGAAGAAAUUUCCACUUCUACCAGUUCUCAAGAACUUAAUUCUAUAUAAAAAAUAUGAUCUGUAUGGAAAAUGGAUGUAUUUAGAAUAGUUUUUAAAAAUAACUGUAUACAGUCUGUAAUUUGACUAAUUUCUUCAUUUUUUUUAUGAACUGAAGAACUGUUUGAUGUUUCAUAUACCUU
Lepidothrix coronata (blue-crowned manakin) is the source of this 3197-nucleotide messenger RNA. It is a transcript of the gene ASB15, whose product is annotated as ankyrin repeat and SOCS box containing 15. NCBI's taxonomy places the organism in Eukaryota, Metazoa, Chordata, Aves, Passeriformes, Pipridae. Gene Ontology annotation, biological process: intracellular signal transduction. Gene Ontology annotation, cellular component: cytoplasm. The record is from RefSeq and is a predicted model, not a curated record.